Molecule: messenger RNA, 1849 nt
Organism: Nymphaea colorata (pocket water lily)
Lineage: Eukaryota; Viridiplantae; Streptophyta; Magnoliopsida; Nymphaeales; Nymphaeaceae
Product: elongation factor 1-alpha
Exons: 3
Coding region: 145-1488 (447 amino acids)
Biological process (GO): translation; translational elongation
Molecular function (GO): GTPase activity; GTP binding; translation elongation factor activity
Source: RefSeq, a predicted model, not a curated record
CAUGGGGUUUUAAUAGCGGGGAGGAGGGAUCCUGGGACCUCCCUCUCUCCCCCUCUCUGCCCGCUUCUACCUCGGCAGUUCGUCUCUGCAUUCGUCGCAGGGUCGGGUGAUCUCUGCAGCCAAAGGGUCCUACAUCAGUAAAUCAUGGGUAAGGAGAAGGUUCACAUUAACAUCGUGGUCAUUGGCCAUGUCGACUCUGGCAAGUCCACGACCACUGGCCAUCUUAUCUACAAGCUUGGAGGUAUUGACAAGCGUGUCAUUGAGCGAUUUGAGAAGGAAGCUGCUGAAAUGAACAAGAGGUCAUUCAAGUACGCUUGGGUGCUUGACAAGCUCAAGGCUGAACGUGAACGUGGUAUUACAAUCGAUAUUGCACUCUGGAAGUUUGAGACCACAAAGUAUUACUGCACUGUCAUUGAUGCUCCUGGCCAUCGUGACUUCAUCAAGAACAUGAUCACUGGAACUUCUCAGGCUGAUUGUGCUGUCCUGAUCAUUGAUUCCACAACUGGUGGUUUCGAGGCUGGUAUCUCUAAGGAUGGGCAGACCCGUGAACAUGCCCUGCUUGCGUUCACCCUUGGUGUUAAGCAGAUGAUUUGCUGUUGUAACAAGAUGGACGCCACAACCCCCAAGUACUCAAAGGCUAGAUACGAUGAAAUUGUUAAGGAGGUGUCCUCUUACCUAAAGAAGGUUGGGUACAACCCUGACAAGAUCCCAUUUGUCCCCAUUUCUGGCUUUGAGGGUGACAAUAUGAUCGAGCGAUCCACCAACCUGGACUGGUACAAGGGUCCAACCCUCCUCGAGGCCCUUGAUCUUAUCAACGAGCCCAAGAGACCAUCGGACAAGCCCCUCCGUCUUCCCCUCCAGGACGUGUACAAGAUUGGUGGAAUCGGUACAGUCCCUGUCGGCCGUGUUGAGACUGGAGUUCUCAAGCCAGGCAUGGUUGUCACUUUUGGCCCUACUGGUCUUACUACUGAAGUCAAGUCCGUUGAGAUGCACCAUGAGGCUCUUCAGGAGGCUCUCCCCGGUGACAACGUCGGGUUCAACGUGAAGAAUGUUGCUGUCAAGGAUCUCAAGCGUGGGUUUGUUGCUUCCAACUCAAAGGACGAUCCUGCCAAGGAAGCUGCCAACUUCACUUCUCAAGUCAUUAUCAUGAACCACCCUGGGCAGAUUGGAAACGGUUACGCCCCCGUGCUCGAUUGUCACACCUCUCACAUUGCUGUCAAGUUUGCCGAGAUCCUGACCAAGAUCGACAGGCGUUCCGGCAAAGAGCUCGAGAAGGAGCCCAAGUUCUUGAAGAACGGAGAUGCGGGGUUUGUGAAGAUGAUUCCGACCAAGCCCAUGGUUGUGGAGACCUUCUCCGAAUAUCCACCAUUGGGGCGUUUUGCCGUGCGUGACAUGAGGCAGACUGUGGCUGUUGGUGUGAUCAAGAGUGUAGAGAAGAAGGAUCCUAGUGGUGCAAAGGUCACCAAGUCAGCUGCCAAGAAGAAAUGAGUAUCUCAGAGGGUAGAAGAUGGCUGUUCUUGUUAUCCUGCUGUUUUUUGUCGUUUGAUAGUGUCGGGUGAGUGUGUAGGCGGUGAUGUUUUCGGCAGCUCUGUGUUGAUUAAGUUAUUGUUCCUUUUCGGACGCAGCAGAAUUGGGUGCUUGAUAGGCGGUGGCGUUUGUCUUUCCUGUUCCGUUUUAUUCAUGUUAUACUCCGCUCGUCGUUGGAGAACCUUGCUUUACUUUUACAGUUUUGCAAUUUAAGUUGUUAGUUGAGUUGCUAGCUUCUUCUCGAGUCUCCAUUAUUGUAAGAGACUUAUCCUGUGAUAGUUAAACAGUUUUUGAAAUGUGUCGAGAUCAUAUUUGCUUGCUA